Messenger RNA from Impatiens glandulifera, 1206 nucleotides. RefSeq lists its product as uncharacterized. Lineage: Eukaryota; Viridiplantae; Streptophyta; Magnoliopsida; Ericales; Balsaminaceae. Bases 118 to 1089 code for a protein of 323 amino acids. The transcript is spliced from 7 exons. The record is from RefSeq and is a predicted model, not a curated record.
AAUUUUGAAGAUCUUUCAUAUGAAUUCAGAUUCUAUUUGUCCUUCAUUUUUCUAGGUUUUCAGAAGACUUGUGAUCAUACCCAUCUCAUUUUUCUAUCUAAUUUCACCAAUUUAAUCAUGUGGUUAGAGAUAAUCUGUUGUUUGGUUAUCUACAAGUUAAUCCGCCUAUUCUUCUACGACAAUCAAGAUGAAAUCCUUCAAGUCGAAACCUCCGAUUCCAACGCUUCUUUCUCCGUCGCCCAAAGACUCGAAAAACUUUAUGGUGGAAAAACCUAUAUCGGUCUUAGAAUUCCAGAUGCUGAUACUGGUUCUCAUCGAGAUAUUGAUAUGGUUCUUGUCACUAAAGGGGAAGCUGUUGUGAUUUCAGUACAGAAUAUGUCUGGGUUUGUAUCAGUUGAUGCUAGUGGGAAUUGGGUUUGUAUUGGGAACAAAACGGAGAAUUUUCCAGACCCUGUAGUAGAAGCAAAGGAGCAAGUUUCCAUUCUAGAGUCAUAUCUUGAACAAAGAGGAGUGUCUCUUCCACAAGGGUUUUUGGCUUGUAAAGUUAUUUGUCCAAAUCCAAAAUUCCAAAUAAUAUCAUCAUCGAACUCGUUUCCACCGGAGGUUGUCACCUACGACCAGUGGCUGCAACUGAAACCCGAGGGUAAGACUAUGUUUUCUGGUUGGUUAAAGAACGCCUUCCAAGGUGGGAAGAAAGAAACCGAAGAAUCUAUUCAUCAGAAACUCAACUCCAUUCUCAGCACUUCUCCGAUGUGGGACAGGUUGGUGCUUAAAGGAAACAAAUAUCUUCUGGGAGAGUUCUUAGAAUUCAAAGGGAAAGACGAUGACUUGCUUCUGCUGAAAUUUGUUAAGAGAUCUAAAAUCAAUCGUGUCGUUAUCCAAAUGACUAGUAUGUUCGGACUAGCCCCUUCUAGGCUUCAAGUUUUGUUCAAAUAUCGCGACUAUCGGAAUGAAGGGUCUUCUUCUGCAUUGGAUUUGGAAGAAGUAACAGUUAGGUCGAAUACUGAGGUUUCGUUUUUGCCCAAGAAUUCGAAGAAAGUACGCAAGAUCAAGCUCUCGUCAAUUAUCUCUCUUCAUCUCAGUUCUUGAAAACUUGUUUUGGGAAUUUUUAGAAUGUUUAAUUGAGGGAGUGUUGUUUGUUCUUAUGGUUUAUACAAGAUUUUGUUUCCAUAGUUACUAAUUUACAAUGAAAAAACUGUUACAGUA